Messenger RNA from Serpula lacrymans var. lacrymans S7.9, 580 nucleotides. Its product is annotated as 40S ribosomal protein S26. NCBI's taxonomy places the organism in Eukaryota, Fungi, Basidiomycota, Agaricomycetes, Boletales, Serpulaceae. The transcript is spliced from 4 exons. Gene Ontology annotation, biological process: translation. Bases 78 to 464 code for a protein of 128 amino acids. Gene Ontology annotation, cellular component: ribosome; cytosolic small ribosomal subunit. The record is from RefSeq and is a predicted model, not a curated record. Gene Ontology annotation, molecular function: structural constituent of ribosome; mRNA binding.
GCCGCAGCCAGAAACUACGGAUAGAGGUAUUGACAACCGUCCGCAACGAUCCUCAAGACACAUCGACAGUCCUCAACAUGACCAAGAAAAGAAGAAAUGGCGGCCGCAACAAGAAGGGUCGUGGUCACGUCGGUUUCGUUCGCUGCUCAAACUGCUCUCGCUGCGUUGCCAAGGACAAGGCUAUCAAGCGCUUCACAGUGAGGAACAUGGUUGAGAGCGCAGCAGUUCGGGAUAUCAGUGAAGCCAGUGUUUACCAAGAAUAUGUGAUUCCUAAACUUUACAUCAAAAUCGCAUACUGUGUCUCGUGCGCCAUCCACUCGCAUGUUGUCCGUGUACGAUCACGCGAGGGGCGUCGUAACCGUGCUCCUCCUCCCCGUGUACGAUGGAAGGAUGGUAAAAAAGUGAACCCCGCGGUUGCUGCUGCAGAGGACGCGAAGGCUGCUGCUGCUGCUGGCAAGGCAUGAAAGACUCUACAUCUUAUACUCGUCGCAUGCAGCUGUGUAUUAGUUCCACGCAUUCCAUCUAUUUGUCCUCCAUACGCAAAAACUGGACUUCAGAAAUAAGAAUGAAGACCUUCCAA